This is a messenger RNA of Platichthys flesus (European flounder), 9304 nucleotides long. RefSeq names its product SET binding factor 1 (gene sbf1). Bases 153 to 5993 code for a protein of 1946 amino acids. The record is from RefSeq and is a predicted model, not a curated record. NCBI's taxonomy places the organism in Eukaryota, Metazoa, Chordata, Actinopteri, Pleuronectiformes, Pleuronectidae. The transcript is spliced from 43 exons.
AAGGCAGUCUGACAGUAUGGCGGCGGGGUGCAGCUGGAAGGAUGCUACUGUCGCCCGUGAUGCGUCUGUCGCCGGCAGGACGUGAAUGGACCUUUGACGGCAGAGAGAACAGAGGACCCAGCGCGAAAGGCCUGUCGCCGUGAGCUCCGAAGAUGGCCAGGCUCGCCGACUACUUCUUAGUGGUCGGCUACGACCUCGACAAGCGAGUGGAGGGUGAAGGUCAAGGUCGCAUUCUCCAGCGGUUUCCUGAGAAAGACUGGGAGGACAGCCCAUUCCCACAAGGCAUAGAGCUGUUCUGUCAGCCCAGCGGUUGGCAGUUGGUUCCUGAGCGGCAGCCGGCUUCCUUCUUUGUAGCGGUUUUGACGGACAUCAACUCGGAGCGUCACUACUGUGCCUGCUUCACCUUCUGGGAGUGCCUGGACAACCCGCAGCUGCAGAAGGCUGAGGCCAACGAGCUGGAUGAGGUAGAUGAAGAUUUGGCCGUCGUCCAGGCAGCAAAGGUCUUUGCCCCGAAGAGCCUGGUGCUGGUGUCCCGACUAGACUACACCGAGGUGUUCAGGAACUGUCUGGGUCUGGUCUACACAAUCUACGUAGAUGGCCUGUCUGCCCCUUUGGAAACGGUGGUCGGGAAUCUCCUCACCUGUGUCAUCCCCAUUGCUGGAGGCUCCCAGACAGAUGAGUCCCCAGUAUGUAGUUUAGAAAAGGUUCCUCAGGCCCUGGCCUGUGACUGGCUGCUGGCCUGUCUCCAGCCGGGCCAGGAGGAGAGAGAGGAGAGAUUGCGGACGAUAACGUUAGGUGCUGGCGACCGGCAAGUUGUCCAGACUCCCAUCAAUGACGCGCUCCCUGUCAGCGGCAGCACCGUGGCCCAGCUCUUCAGACAGCUUGGUAUAGUCAACGUGUUGUAUCUGCUAUGCGCUGCCCUGACGGAACACAAGAUCCUGUUCCUGUCCAACAGCUACCAGAGACUCACGGACGCCUGCCGCGGACUGUUGGCCAUCAUGUUCCCCCUCAAAUACUGCUUCACCUACGUUCCAAUCCUACCUGGAAAACUAAUAGAGGUCCUAAGCACUCCCACUCCCUUCAUCAUCGGUGUAAAUUCGUUCUUCCGCUCCGAAACACAAGAGCUUUUGGAUGUGAUUGUUGCCGACCUGGACGGUGGUACGGUGACCAUUCCCGAGUGUGUGCACAUCUCCCUGCUGCCUGAACCACUCCUUCAGCAGACACAGACUGUGCUGGCAAUGAUUUUGGAUCCAGAGCUGGAAAUUGCUGAUCAUGCCUUUCCCCCGGCCUCUUCGCAACCCUCUGCACUUAAGAUCCAGGAUAAGGAGAUCCGUGCAGUUUUCCUGUGGGUGUUCGCUCGGCUCUUCCAGGGCUACCGCUGGUGUCUACACAUCAUUCGCAUUCACCCUGAACCAGUGAUCCGCUUCCACAAGGCGGCCUUCCUGGGUCAGAGAUCGCUGACGGAGGACGACUUCCUGAUGAAGGUGUUGGACGGCAUGGCGUUUGCAGGUUUCGUGUCAGAGAGGGGGCCUCCUUACAGAGCCAAUGACCUAUUUGAUGAUCUGGUAGCCAAUGAGGUGGAGCGGAUACGACAAGAGGAGACGUGUCCACACAAAGUCAUGAACCACGUCAAGGAGCUCGCUGAGCAGCUCUUCAAAAACGAGAAUCCAUACCCCGCAGUGGCGAUGCGCAAUGUCCAGCGGCCGACAGAAAACCGACAGAACGAGCCACCGAAUAAGCCGCCCUUUCCUGGGCUGGACGACGUUGCAGUGCAGCUCUUCAUCGACCACGCUACUGCCAAGCUGAAGAAUGCCCCUCCCGUGGUCAAGGUGGAGCUCAAGGCCAUGGUACCGUCCGGGCCACCACUGGGAGACACUGUGGAUAGAAACGGAAACGUGAUGGCCAACAGCGCCCGCAGGCUGGAGGUGGUCAGGAACUGCAUCACGUACAUCUUUGAGAACAAGAUGCUGGAGGCAAAGAAGCUGAUGCCAGCUGUACUUCGGGCCUUGAAGGGACGGGCAGCCCGGAUUUGUCUGACCCAGGAGCUCAAUCAGCAUGUCCUGCAGAACCGAGCUGUGCUGGAUGACCAGCAGUUUGACUACAUAGUUCGCAUGUUGAACUGCACCUUACAGGACUGUUCACACAUGGAUGAACAUGGCAUCGCAGCUGCCCUGCUCCCAUUGGUCACAGCCUUCUGCAGAAAACUCGGCGCAGGCAUCACUCAGUUUGCCUACAGCUGUGUACAGGAGCACAUGGUGUGGACCACCAUGCAGUUCUGGGAGGCCAUGUUCUACAGUGACGUCCAGAACCACAUCAGGGCUCUGUACCUGGAAUCAGAGGAUGGAGAGCAGCAUAAGAACCUGGAGCAGCAGGACGGCUCGGGUGAUGGCAGGGAAAUCAGCGCCCUGGACCUGGCGUCGGAGCAGAACAGGCUGUGGCCGACACUUAGCAAGGAGAUGCAGACGGAGCGAGUACAGAAGGAGGAGAGCACCGUGUUCAGCCAGGCCAUCCACUACGCCAACAGGAUGAGCUACCUGCUCCUGCCGCUGGACACCAGCAAGAACCGACUGCUGAGGAACACGGGCUUCGCAGACGUGGAGAGCGUUAGCAACAGCUACGUCACAAACAGUAUUGCGGGCAGCAUGGCGGAGAGCUACGACACCGAGAGCGGCUUCGAAGACGCAGAGAGCUCAGACGUGGCCAACUCUGUGGUGCGCUUCAUCAACCGCUUUGUCGACAAAGUGUGCAAUGAGAGCGGCGUCACCAACGAGCACCUUAAGGCCCUCCACACCAUGAUACCAGAUAUUGUUCAGAUGCACAUUGAGACGUUGGACGCAGUCCACAGGGAGAGUAAGAGACUGCCUCCAAUCCAAAAGCCUAAGCUGCUGAGGCCGAUUCUGUUGCCGGGUGAGGAGCUGGUGAUGGAGGGCAUGCGGGUCCACCUGAUUCCCGACGGCCGCGAGGAGGCCACAGGGAUCAUGGGAGGUCCACCUCUGCUUCCUGCCGAGGGUGCCAUCUUCCUCACCACCUACCGACUCAUCUUCAAGGGCACGCCUACAGACCCACUGGUGGGUGAACAAGUGAUCACUCGCUCGUUCCCCAUCGCCUCUCUGACCAAGGAGAAGAGGAUCUCAGUCACUAUACCCAUGGACCAGUUUGUCCAGGAGGGACUUCAGCUACGCUCCUGCACCUUCCAGCUCAUGAAGAUUGCGUUUGAUGAGGAGGUUGCGUCCGACCUGGCGGAGGUUUUCAGGAAGCACAUGCACAAGCUGCGGUAUCCUCAGCACGUCCAGGGCACGUUUGCCUUCACUGUGGGUCAGAGUGGGAAAAUGGUGGUGGAGCACAAGACCAAGGACAAGAACCAAUCGCUCAAGACACUUUCCAAGAACCUGGUGAAAAGUGCCAAAAGGACCAUAGGUCGGCAGUAUGUGACCAGGAAGAAGUAUUCUCCGCCCACCUGGGAGAACAGGAGCAGCUUCCAGUCCGAGCUGGAUGAAGAUGAAAUCUCAGUCUCAGAGGAUUUGGAACCGCAGAGCUCGCUCACCCUCUCCUCUACCAUGCGCUCGUCCGACAGACAGACCAUGAGCAACGUGGUGGAGCGAGCGUGUUGUCGAGACUACCAGCGCCUGGGUCUGGGCACGCUCAGCAACAGCCUGACACGUUCCAAGAACGAGCCCUUCAGGAUUUCGACUGUUAACCGCAUGUACACCGUCUGCAGGAGCUACCCCGGCCUGCUGAUAGUGCCUCAGAGUAUCCCGGACACAACCAUCCAGAGAAUCUGCCGCUGCUACCGUCAGAACCGCUUCCCAGUGGUUUGCUGGAGGAAUUCAAGAACCAAGGCCGUCCUGCUUCGCUCCGCAGGCCUCCACGCUAAGGGGGUGGCGGGCUUCUUCAAGUCCCCCAACACCCCCAGUACAGCUCCCUCCCAGGCAGAGUCCACCAGUCUGGAGCAGGAGAAAUACCUGCAGGCCAUCAUCAGCUCCAUGCCUUCAUACAGUGAGAACAGCGGCAGGAACACACUCAGCGGAUUCACCUCCACACAUAUGAGCACGUCAGACUCCUCAGAUAAGCUGCGGCCGCCUAAGAUCGGCGCCCUGAUGAAACAGGUGAUGGGAACCAAGGAGGAUGUUCCUGGAACCUUCAGCAGAGGAGCUCUGGGUCAAAGGGCGAAAGUCAUCUCCCUCUCUCAGCCCAAAGUGUCUGUUAAGGCCAGGAAUCCUGCUAGAGGUAAAUGGGGCAGUAUCCGAGGCAGCGGGCGUCUUAGUGCCUAUAACCCAGACGUGGGGACGCGUCUGGCUGGGAAAGAGUCUCUGCAGGCCAAUGGAGGCCCAAGCGAAGCGUUGUUCCUCCGCCAGCAGAAGGCCUACCUCUACAUCAUCGGAGACAAGUCCCAGCUCAAGGGAGGGAAGCAGGACUCGUUCCAGCAGUGGGAGGUGGUUCCCAUCGAGGUGUGUGACGUGCGGCAGGUGAAGAACAGCUUUAAGAAGUUGAUGAAGGCCUGCGUGCCGAGCUCCCAGACCUCUGACCCCAACAUGAGCUUCCUGCGGUGCCUGGAGGAGUCUGAGUGGAUGGCUCUGUUACACAGGGUGCUGCAGGUGUCCGUCCUUGUGGUGGAGCUCCUCGAUACGGGCUCAUCGGUCAUGGUCAGCUUGGAGGACGGCUGGGACGUAACCACACAGGUGGUGUCCCUGGUGCAGCUGCUGUCCGAUCCCUACUACAGAACCUUUGAUGGCUUCCGGCUGCUGGUGGAGAAGGAGUGGCUCUCAUUCGGCCACAAGUUCAGCCAGCGUGGAGCUCAGACGCUGAGCAGCCAGAGCAGCGGCUUCACCCCCGUGUUCCUGCAGUUCCUGGACUGCGUGCACCAGAUCCACCUCCAGUUCCCCAUGGAGUUUGAGUUCAGUCAGUACUACCUGAAGUUCUUGGCCUACCACUACGUGUCCAACCGCUUCCGCACCUUCCUGCUCGACUCAGACUACGAACGCAUCGAGCUGGGAGUCCUUUAUGAGGAGAAAGGUGGAGAGAGGAGAAGCCCUCAGGUGUGUAAAUCUGUGUGGGACUACAUCGACAGACUCAACAAGAAAACACCCGUCUUCUUCAACUACAUGUUCUGCCCUGAGGAUGACGAGGUUCUGCGGCCGUACACCUUCAUCUCCAACCUGAAGGUGUGGGACUUCUACAUGGAGGAGACCCUGUCGGAGGGGCCGUCCUACGACUGGGAGGCAAGGGUCCGGCAGGAGCGCGCGGCAGAGGAGACGCCGGAGAAGCCCGACACCAGCGGGCCCAAGUCGCAGCGGCACAUCGUGUGGCCGUGCUACGACGGCCUAAGUAAGGUGGUGCCCGACGCCAUCACCAAGCUGCUGCAGGACCUGCAGAGUCUGGAGGCGGAGCUCGGCCAAACGUCAGAUAAGUGGAAGGACACGUGGGAUAAAAUCAAGACCACGCAGAGGGCGGAGACCAAACUGGAGAGCAAGCCGUCGUUCUCCAGCUCCCUGCUGAUGUCGUCCAACCUGAGCCACCAGCGGCGUUCUCAAGGCGUCUACCUGCAGGAGAGCGCGGGGUCUUCCAUCAACCUGGCCAUGGACUGCGAGGCCAGCGCCACCUCCACGCCUGUCGCCGGUCGGCCGAGCACCAGCACCCUCUACAGCCAGUUCCAGAGCACGGAGAGCGAGAACAGGAGUUAUGAAGGCAUUUUGUUCAAGAAAGGGGCAUUGUUGAAACCCUGGAAACCACGGUGGUUUGUCCUGGACAAGACUAAACAUCAGCUGAGAUACUACGAGAGCAGGCAGGACAAGGAGUGCAAAGGCAUGAUCGAGCUGGCGGAGGUGGAGUCUGUCAUUCCCGGGACACCGACCAUGGGAGCGCCGAAAAACAUAGACGAGAAGGCCUUCUUUGAUAUCAAGACGACCAAACGAGUGUAUAACUUCUGUGCCCAGGACAGCCUGAACGCACAGCUGUGGAUGGACAGUGUUCAGAGUUGCUUGUCGGACGCCUAGAGCAUAGGGUGGACUCUUUAAACGAGCAAUGCACCUGGGACCGAAUGAGCAGCGCUGCGGCGCCGGGCGGACGUCGCUCUGCUUUCACCACUUAAGCUCUGUUCUGUUCGCUAGUGUUGAACUAAUAACCUCGCGUCACAACGUUUCAGUGUUUUUGUUAUAAAAAAAAAUAUGAGAAAAAUGAAAAAAAAUAUAAAACAACCCAGAAGAACCACUUGUUGUCAUCUCAACGAGUAGCUGCAGCCUGGCACCUCCCUGACCGUCUGACCACUAUGUGCGCUGGAUGUCUGUGUGUGCACAAAGGAGCAGCAUGAUGAUGUUUCCAGACCCGCCACCUUUAAACCACAACCUCUCCCUCCUACUAACCCUGCGCACCCUUUAAAAACACUCCGGGGGAGGAAUGAUGGAGCAGCAGCAGCGGCAGCGGCCGCCCAUCACACGACCGGUGAGGCCGCUCAGGAGAAGUGUGGAAGAUUGACUGACGGGUUGACGGACCAAAAGUAACCCAGAGGAACAAAGGCUCUUUUCUUCCGGUCCUCAGAGGCCUGUGCUCUCUCUUUCUCUCUGCCUCACACUGCCUGAUGUAGCCGAUGUACGUACAAAUCGUAGAGAAGGGGACUGUGUCAAAGCUGCUGCAAGGGGGGGGAAGGAGAGGGAGGACACCUCAACAGAUCAUGAAGGAUUUUCCUUUUUUUUUUCUUUUCUUAAUUUUUUCUUUUCUAAAAUCCAAAAUUUGUACCGGAGCGACGUGGAUGCUCGUCCUCGGCAGACGCCGGUGACGUUAUACUGUGAAAGCCAUGAAUCAGUCGUAGAGAACAAAACCAGUGGAGCCAGCGGGAGAUUAGAAUCAGUCAGGUAUCGUGUCGGUGAACUUUUCCCUCCGAGUGUUUACAAAAUCCACUUCCCAUCACUUGUUUUCUCCUUUCUCUUUUUUGUUGACCACUAACAACAUUCAGAUUUCCAAGGAUGCAGAAGGAAACAUUUAUUUUGAAGUGAUGUCUUUAAAUGUGAGAGGGAUCAGGAAGGAACUCAAGAACAGAGUGAUAUUAUGGGAUGCUCCACAGAGUUAUUGCAGAUUUCAAAGAUGGACACUGACUGUCCUUUUCUGAGAGGAUAUUUGUUACAGGGAAAUGGUGACAUUUUUUAAACCCGAGUCUUAUUCUCAUUAUUUUGAAAUGCUAUCAGUUUGCAGAUGUUUGAAAACGUUACAGCAAACAACAAAGUAUUUUAUAGUGACAUUAAAUCAUUUUUUAUUAAAAAGCAGAAAUUCUUUCAAAGCCUGUCAAAAGUUAUUAGCCUGAGAUUAGCAACUAUAGCUAACUGGUUAGCUUUAAUAGCCGGGACACACUUCCGGCUUAAUAAGCACUAGCUGUUUGGUAAGCUUAGUUAGUAUGCUACCUGUUUAUCUGGAGCAAGAUUGUACUUCAACUAAAGUUAAUAAAUAUGACAAAAUUGUUCCUAAAGGAUUUAAUUGUUUUCUUGAAUUUACUUAAAAGCAAAUGAAGGAAAUAAACCUUAUUUGUUAAUUUAGCAUGUACACACCAAAUCAGUCAUUUUAAUAUUAAUGCCUGAAUGAACAGGUGGCGAGUUGAGUCAGUCAGCGACCACAGUAAAUCCAUGACGCUAACUUCAGUGUUUACUUUUCUUUUGGAGACGAGCGUAUGAAAUUAUUUCUGUGAAAUUUUUAAGUGGGGAAAUUUUGGUUUAUCAGACGGUCUAAAUUUUGACAGUUUGAUGUGGUGAGUGCAAAGUUGAGCAUGCAAGUAUGAGAAGAAGACCUCGGAGGAAAGAUCCCCUCAUUUCCCUUUAAUGAUGUUGAGACGUGGAGAGUCGGGCUCCAUCCCCGUCUGUGGGGCAAACUAUGAGUGUGACUCGGUUACAUCAUCGGUUCACCCGCUUGACGCCGGUGUUUCACCUCAGCGCCCCCUACCCUUCAGUGCUGGGACUUGUACAUAGACGAGUUUACAUCAGUUAGUUUGUAGAGAAAAUUGAACGUUUAGCUGGAAGCUUCCGAACAUCAUGUCACUUAUUUUGUAUUUUUUACUUUGUCAGCCUGCCCCCCACCCUCUUACACCUUUAGCCACCCUCCUCCUCCUCACACACACACACACACCAACCACUCACACCCACCGUUGUUAACACAAACCCUGCUCAGUAAAAUAUGGUUCUACUGCUGUCUUGUUGAACAUAAAAAUUGAAAUUGUAGAUUUUUUUUUGGUGUGUGUCUAAUAACUCCUUUGUAUAUACUACUCCAGAUUUGUAUGUAACGUUUAUGGUAGUAAUUUAUUUAACUUGUCUCCUCAGUAAGAAAGUUCCUGAAGCACCACUUUAUUUUUAAAUUAGGAAUUCAAUGUGCCAUUUGUUUAUUUCUGUAUUAAUGUGACUAAUGUUUUUUUUUUUUUUUAGAUAAUGUACAAGUAAAUCCUCAUUGUAUUAUAAUUUUUUUUUUUUAAACACGGUUGUCCUUACUCACUACCAAGCGUCCGUGCAGGAGUGGAGAUGGUGUGAGAGAGAAAGUCUCUGGAGUGGUUUUUAAAGGCUGGUUGGAUUUGACUGUGUUGUUCUCUCACAGAGAAGGGAACUCUGGGUGUGGAUGACAGUCAGAUACAUCUGAACGGACACACGUCUGACCCCUGCUGGGCUCUGCAAAGUAUAACACGGUUGAGCAACAAAGUGUAACUGGAUUAUUUCUUGUCUUUUUUUGCUUGAAAAUAACUCCAACGGUUUUAAUUGCCAAGUUAAAUGAUCAUGUGAAGUUUCCCAAAAAUGCUGCUAAACCUCCUCCUGGGAACAAUUUAUACAAUUUAUUUCCGUGUUUGGUCAGGCAUCUGAGGGCAGAUUCACCAUGUUCUAACUCUUUACUGAAUUUCUAAUGUUAGCCAGUUUCAUAAAUAACAGAAGUGGUUCAUGUUCUAGUCACUAUUUCCUAAUCAUACCCGUCCCAUCGAUUUUAUUCAUAUUAGAAACCAGAUCUUUAGCCGAACCAAAAUCAUUUAAUCUGAUCAUAAAAACGAUUUUGCAGAUGUACCAGAGCAGCAGCCAGAACCAGUAUGUGUGAAGACGUCACGUUCUGACUGUCGUCUACAUCCAGUCUGACCCAGCUCAUUGUUUUCACUCUUGUUUACUCAUCUCUCCAUGGUAACAAGUCAACAGCUAAAUUAACCACAGCAAUAUGACAUAAUCCUUUUUUAUUUAUUUUGGUUCUUUUUUUUUUUUUUAAUUAGAAAUGACAUUCUGAGCCGGGUUAUGUUGUCAAUCGUGUCAAUAUAGUUUUUAGGAUCCAAAUAAAAACCGUGGGUUUAAAUGUCCAA